AUGAAAGUAAACGACCAUAGUUUUACAGCCUUAUCGAUGUUGUCGGAGCAACACGAUAAUGUAUCAAUCGCUUUGUGGCUUAAACGAUGGCUCCAGUGUAAUAUAAAACCUCCAAAAAUAUCUGUAAGUGAUCAGUCAAUAGCAUUAAUGUCAGCCACUGUUCAAGCAUUUACCCAGUAUAAUUCUUUAGAAAAGUAUCUAAAAGCAUGUUUUUCUAUAGUUCACGGAGGAAAAAAUGUUGAAAUUCCAUUGUGUUAUAUACGAAAUGACAUUAAUCAUUUUAUACACCUUGUAACCCAGUGGAAACCGUUAAAACUUUCUAAAUUUAAACGUACGAAACAAUUAUUUGGUAGAGCGAUGGGACUUUUAGUUUAUUGUAGAUCAAUUGAAGACGCAAACCCGAUAUUAGAAGCAAUAUUUGUGAUUGCUUUAAGUAAAUACGAUGGCGCCAUUGUUUCAAACACUAAACGAAUAGUAGCGAAACGGGAUACGCCAUGCGCGAAAAGCAAAAAAUAUCUACAAUCAUUGAUAAGUACAAGUCAGAAUAUAGUUUUGUUUGAUGAUGAAACAGAAGAACAACAUUUCGAGGGAGAUGAUUCAUUGGAAACUGAUUUACAAAAUUUUGAUUUAUCUAAUUCAUUUCGUGACUGGGCAAAAUCAGUUAGUACAAAAUGUGAAGCACAAAUCAGUGGAAUAGAAGGUGAAUUCGACAAUGCUCAGUACACUCCAGACAUUGUUCCACUCAUAAUAAACAUAAUGAAACUUUUCCCUUGUUGGUCAAGCAUAAUGCUAAAUGUAUUUGGAUAUGGUGAGGAUAUAGCUACAAGUAGCAGAAGUGAAUCCAAUUUUAAUAACAUUAAAACUAGAGUCUUCAACAAUGAAAACAUGCCUGUCAGAAUUGAUGACUUUGUUGGUAAAUUGGUCGACUACUAUAGGGGAGAUCAAUUAAUAAUACAAACAACAAACCAUGAAACAACACAAGAAAUUAUUUCGGAAGACAAUAGGUCCUUUACACUAUCUUCUUCAAAUGACAAAUAG
Macrosiphum euphorbiae (potato aphid) is the source of this 1038-nucleotide messenger RNA. The record is from the annotation of a GenBank genome assembly. Lineage: Eukaryota; Metazoa; Arthropoda; Insecta; Hemiptera; Aphididae.